Messenger RNA from Corylus avellana, 681 nucleotides. Lineage: Eukaryota; Viridiplantae; Streptophyta; Magnoliopsida; Fagales; Betulaceae. The record is from RefSeq and is a predicted model, not a curated record.
AUGGCCAAUUCAACCUUCCCAUUUCAAUUCCCUCACAUUUCCAAAGACAAUUUUGAUAAUUGGUGCAUUCGCAUGAAGGUGUUGCUCAGAUCGCAAGAUGCUUGGGAGAUUGCAGAAAAAGGCUACGAUGAGCCUAGUGAUGAUGCUUCUUUGAGUCCUAAUCAAAGAGUAGCAAAUGCAACAACCUCCAAGCAAGCAUGGGAGAUUCUUCUAAACUCCUAUCAAGGAGUUGAUAAAGUGAAGAAAGUUCGCCUUCAAACAUUAAGAGACGAAUUUGAAGUUUUGCGAAUGAAAGAAUCCGAGUCGAUUGUGGAUUAUUUUUUAAGGGUGUUGGCCAUAGUAAAUCAAAUGAAGAGAUAUGGAGAAAAAUUGAAAGAUGUUCGAGUCAUUGAGAAGAUCCUUCGUUCCUUGCAACAAAAAUUUGACUAUAUCAUUGUAGCUAUUGAAGAGUCAAAAGAUUUAGAAACCAUGAGUAUUGAUCAACUUAUGGGAUCUCUUCAAGCCCAUGAAGAAAGGCUCAACAAGAAGAAGGAAGAGCCAUUGGAGCAAGUUCUAGCUACAAAACUCGUUUUCAAAGAGAAGGAAGAAGAGCAAGAAAGGAGUCAAAGAGGACAAGGACGAGGAUGCGGCCGUGGCCAUGGUAGAGGAAGCGGAAGAAGCCCAUGUAAUUGGAACAAUUAA